This is a messenger RNA of Coregonus sp. 'balchen', 15501 nucleotides long. The record is from the annotation of a GenBank genome assembly. Lineage: Eukaryota; Metazoa; Chordata; Actinopteri; Salmoniformes; Salmonidae.
GUGAUGGAGGUGAAGGGUCAGAUGAUUCAUGUCCCAGAAUCCUCUACUCUGAUGUUCCUGGGUUCCCCCCGGGUGGACAAGCUGGAGGAGCUGAUGGGAAGGGGCCUCUACCUGUCAGACAUCCCCAUCCACGACGCCACGCGUGAUGUCAUACUGGUGGGACAGCAGGCCAAGGCACAGGACGGCCUCAAGAACAGGAUGGACAAACUCAAGGUACAGUCACACACACAUGCAAAGUCACACACACACACACACGGUCACACAUGCAUACGGUCACACACACACGGUCACACACACACGCGUUCUCAUACUUAUUAUUCUGUCAUGUAGACAUUCAGCAGCGGACUCAUCCGGCUUUAGAAGAAGGGGAAAUGCGUCGGUCACUAAACCUUUACUCCAUCAUCCCCAUUCUACUCAUUGUAAUUCUAUCCCUCUGCUCUUCCCUAGGCCACUCUAGAAAAGACACACCAAGCUCUAGAAGAGGAGAAGAGGAGGACAGUAGACCUUCUCUACUCCAUCUUUCCUGGUGACGUGGCCCAGAAGCUGUGGCAGGGGCAGUCUGUCCCCGCCAGGAAGUUUGAUGAUGUCACCAUGCUGUUCUCUGACAUCGUGGGCUUCACGGCAGUGUGUGCCCAGUGUACUCCCAUGCAGGUCAUCAGCAUGCUCAACGAGCUCUACACACGCUUCGACUACCAGUGUGGAAUACUGGACGUGUAUAAGGUAGGAACACACACCGGUUUGCACGUCACAUACUGUACAGUCGUGGUCAAACGUUUUGAGAAUGACACAAAUGCUAAUUUUCACAAAGUCUGCUGCCUCAGUUUUCAUGAUGGCAAUUUGCAUAAACUCCAGAAUGUCAUGAAGAGUGAUCAGAUGAAUUGCAAUUAAUUGCAAAGUCCUUCUUUGCCAUAAAAAUGAACUUAAUCCCCCAAAAACAUUUCCACUGCAUUUCAGCCCUGCCACAAAAGGACCAGCUGCCAUCAUGUCAGUGAUUCUCUCGUUAACACAGAUGAGAGUGUUGACGAGGACAAGGCUGGAGAUCACUCUGUCAUGCUGAUUGAGUUAGAAUAACAGACUGGAAGCUUUAAAAGGAGGGUGGUGCUUGAAAUCAUUGUUCUUCCUCUGUUAACCAUGGUUACCUGCAAGGAAACACGUGCCGUCAUCAUUGCUUUGCACAAAAAGGGCUUCACAGGCAAGGAUAUUGCUGCUAGUAAGAUUGUACCUAAAUCAACCAUUUAUCGGAUCAUCAAGAACUUCAAGGAGAGAGGUUCAAUUGUUGUGAAGAAGGCGUCAGGACGCCCAAGAAAGUCCAGCAAGCGCCAGGACCGUCUCCUAAAGUUGAUUCAGCUGCGGGAUCAGGGCACCACUAGUGAAGAGCUUGCUCAGGAAUGGUAGCAGGCAGGUGUGAGUGCAUCUGCACGCACAGUGAGGUGAAUACUUUUGGAGGAUGGCCUGGUGUCAAGAAGGGCAGCAAAGAAGCCACUUCUCUCCAGGAAAAACAUCAGGGACAGACUGAUAUUCUGCAGAAGGUACAGGGAUUGGACUGCUGAGGACUGGGGUAAAGUCAUUUUCUCUGAUGAAUCCCCUUUCCGAUUGUUUGGGGCAUCCGGAAAACACCUUGUCCGGAGAAGACAAGGUGAGCGCUACCAUCAGUCCUGUGUCUUGCCAACAGUAAAGCAUCCUGAGACCAUUCAUGUGUGGGGAUGCUUCUCAGCCAAGGGAGUGGGCUCUCUCACAUUCUUGCCUAAGAACACAGCCAUGAAUAAAGAAUGGUACCAACACAUCCUCCGAGAGCAACUUCUCCCAACCAUCCAAGAACAGUUUGGUGAUGACCAAUGCCUUUUCCAGCAUGAUGGAGCACCUUGCCAUAAGGCAAAAGUGAUAACUAAGUGGCUUGGGGAACAAAACAUCGAAAUUAUGGGUCCAUGGCCAGGAAACUCCCCAGACCUUAAUCCCAUUGAGAAGUUGUGGUCGAUCCUCAAGAGGCGGGUGGACAAACAAAACCCCAUAAAUUCUGACAAACUCCAAGCAUUGAUUAUGCAAGAAUGGGCUGCCAUCAGUCAGGAUGUGGCCCAGAAGUUAAUUGACAGCAUGCCAGGGCGGAUUGCAGAGGUCUUGAAAAAGAAGGGUCAACACUGCAAAUAUUGACUCUUUGCAUAAACUUAAUGUAAUUGUCAAUAAAAGCCUUUGAGACUUAUGGAAUGCUUGUAAUUAUACUUCAGUAUACCAUAGUAACAUCUGACAAAAAUAUCUCAUAACACUGAAGCAGCGAACUUUGUGAAGACCAAUACUUGUGUCAUUCUCAAAACUUUUGACCACGACUGUACACUGUUAUACAUGUCAGGGUUUGGGUCGAUUCUGAAUUGAGUUGCAAAUUGCUCUUUAAUUCCAAUUAAAUUAUUGUAUUUGAAUUGAAUUUGAAUUGGCCACACCCCACAGGAAGCAGAAUUUGAAUUGCAUUUGAAUUAAAGGAAGAAUAAUUUAAUUAAAUGAAAUUCUAAUGCCUUAUUUAUUCUACACGUUACCAUAGCAACAUUUAUAUGACCAAUACCAUAUAACAUUUCUUCUUUAAAACUCAUUCUCCUAAAACAUUUUAAAAUAAUUACAGUGGUCUGGAAAUAUUCUAAGAUCAUGUUGUGGGUUGUCUAUAAUAAUUAAUAAUUCCCUUAAAUGUUUUUUAAAUACCAGAAACAAAAUGUUUUCCCAUAAUGCAUUAGAUCAAACUGUUUGACAUCUUUGAGUUAAAAUAAAACUAAUAUUUCGAAUGGUAUGUGUAUUCUUUGCAUUAAUUAGUGGCAUAUUCUUUUUAUAAAAUAUUUGUCAAAUGAAUGAAUGAGACUUUCAUGUUUCACAUGAAAAAUAUGUUUUUUUUCAAUUUCAAAAUAUGCUUCCUGUGGAGUGUGGCCAAUUCAAAUUCAAUUCAAAUUAAUUGUUGGAAUUUGAUUAAAUUCUGAAAUUCUGAAUUGACUCCAAUCCUGAUACGUCUCACCUGUCCACAUAGGAGGGGUUUAGUGCAAUUGAGUAAUGGUGCUGCCAUGGGUAAAUACAAGGACCAAUCAAGUUGUGUUUUAUAUCAGCACUGUGUGUGUUGGGUGGAAAAACACACUGAUUAAUGGCUAAUGCAACGGUGCUUAACAACAGUGUGUCAAUACUGGCUGCCUGACAGUGGCAUUACAGCAAGGCCCAGUAACAACCAUCACUCCCUCUAUCCAUCCCUCCAUCCAUCUAGCACUACAUCAUUUCUCGUCCUUCGCCAGGGUUUGAGUCAGCACAGAUACAGCUCUUUCCCUUCCUUCCUCUCUCCUCACCCUUCCUCUCUCCUCACCCUUCCUCUCUCCUCAACCUUCCUCUCUCUUCACCCUUCCUGUCACACCCUGGCUCUGGGACUCUAUAUGUUGAGCCAGGGUGUGUUCUUUCUGUUGUGUUUAUUUCUAUGUUGGCCAGAGUGACUCCCAAUCAGAGGCAACGAGUGUCAGCUGUCGUUGGUUGUCUCUGAUUGGGAGCCAUAUUUAAACUGUCUGUUUUCCCUUUGUGUUUGUGGGUUCUUGUUCCGUGUUGGUCAUUGUUACCGUGGACUUCACGAGUCGUUUCUUGUUUUGUUUAUUGUUGUCUAUUAUCACUAAAGAUAAUAAAGUUUAAACAUGUUCGUUCAUCACGCUGCGCCUUGGUCUAUUCCCUACGACGAUCGUGACACUUCCUCUUUUUUACUUGACUCUUCCCCUUCUCUCUUUCUACUUCCAUUUUCUCUCGUCUCCACUUUCUACUCUCCCCCUCUCUUUUCCUGCUCCAUGUGAGGAGAGAGGGGGAGAGAGGAGCCAGGAGGAGAGAGAGACCCGUAUGUUCCCAUUAUCAUGGUUACUCUGGAUAAAUGACUGUGACUGGCUGAAAAUGAGAGUUGUGUUUCUUGUUGUGAGGUACAGCUUGUCUGAGUGUUUAUUUUAAUUCAGCCAAUAACCCUGUCAGAAAAAAAAAAGUAUGGAAGUCAAAUCAAAUGAAAUGCUCAUGGUUUCAUGGACUCUUCUCCAAUCCCCAUAUAGAUUGAGACCAUAGGCGACGCCUACUGUGUUGCGGGCGGGCUCCACCGGAAGAUUGACAGCCAUGCCAAGCCAAUCGCACUCAUGGCCCUGAAGAUGAUGGAGCUGUCAGAAGAGGUGUUAACGCCGGACGGCAAAUCCAUCAAGGUGAGUCUUCGCUUGGCACAGGAGAGGGGUUGGCCUCUUUCUCCCUCACUCUCUUUUUCUGUCAUCUUUUCUCUCUCCCUUUUCACUCCCCCUCUCUUUCUCUCUCUUCCUCUUUCUUUCUCUCUCUCUCUCUCUCUCUCUCUCUCCCUUUCACCCUCUCCUCCUACUCUGUCUGUCUCUCUUCUCAUUCAAAUGUAUAUGUGGUUUACACCUCGAAUUUAAAGCAUCCAUAAGCUUAUCAGUGCGGUGCUGUGUUGUGCCAAAGACAGAAGGGGUACCCCAGACACGUCACAGGGGCUAUAAAGCUGAAACACCCCUUUAGAACGUUUUCUCACCACCAAAUAUGGUAGUGAGAGGAAGUCCAGUCGCGGGUAGUGGGAGAGGAUGGAACUAGGUGAAACUGGGCCGACGUUCUCAUCGAUGAAACAUCUGAUCUCAAUUAAUGUUUCUGUUCCAAAACUAGAAUCCAUUAUGAACACAGUGCACUAAGUUUUAGAGACUUAAUGCUUUGCCAAAGUUUUAAAACAAUUGCAUUUCUUAGAAGGAGUGCAAGGUCGAAUUGAGUUUGUGCGCACGCGCACUUCACAGAGGAUGCAUUCCCUAACAGAAAUAUGCAAUUGUGCUAGCUGUGUUGUGUUGUGCUAGCUGUGUUAUGUUGUACUAGCUGUGUUAUGUUGUGCUAGCUGUGCUGUGCUAGCUAUGUUGUGUUGUACAAGCUGUGUUGUGCUAGCUGUGUUGUGUUGUACAAGCUGUGUUGUGCUAGCUGUGUUGUGUUGUGCUUGCUGUGUUAUGUUGUGCUAGCUGUGUUGUUGUGCUAGCUGUGCUAUGUUGUGUUGUGCUAACUGUGUUAUGUUGUGCUAGCUGUGCUGUGUUGUGUUAUGCUAGCUGUGUUGUGCUGUGUUGUGCUAGCUGUGUUAUGUUGUGCUAGCUGUGUUGUGUCGUGCUAGCUAUGUUGUGCUAGCUAUGUUGUGUUGUGUUGUGCUUGUUGUGUUGUGCUAGCUGUGCUGUGUUGUGUUGUGCUAGCUGUGUUGUGUUGUGCUAGCUGUGUUGUGUCGUGCUAGCUGUGUUGUGUUGUGUCGUGCUUGCUUGCUGUGUUGUGCUAGCUGUGUUAUGUUGUGCUAACUGUGUUAUGUUGUGCUAGCUAUGUUGUGUCGUGCUAGCUGUGUUGUGUUAGUUGUGUUGUGUUGUGUUUUGUUGUGCUAGCUGUGUUGUGUCAUGCUAGCUGAGUAAUGUUGUGCUAGCUGUGUUAUGUUGUGCUAGCUGUGUUGUGUUGUGCUAGCUGUGCUGUUUUGUGUUGCGCUAGCUGUGUUGUGCUAGCUGUGUUGUGCUGUGUUGUACUAGCUGUGUUGUGCUGUGUUGUGCUAGCUGUGUUGUGCUGUGUUGUGCUAGCUGUGUUUUGCUGUGUUGUGCUAGCUGUGCUAUGUUUUGCUAGCUGUGCUAUGUUGUGCUAGCUGUGUUGUGUUGCGCUAGCUGUGCUGUGUUGUGUUGUGCUAGCUGUGUUAUGUUGUGCUAACUGUUAUGUUGUGCUAGCUGUGUUGUGUUGUGCUAGCUGUGCUGUUUUGUGUUGUGCUAGCUGUGUUGUGCUAGCUCUGUUGUGCUGUGUUGUACGUGCUGUGUUGUACUAGCUGUGUUGUGCUGUGUUGUACUAGCUGUGUUGUGCUAGCUGUGUUGUGCUGUGUUGUGCUAGCUGUGUUGUGUCGUGCUAGCUGUGUUGUGUUGCGUUGUGCUAGCUGUGUUGUGUCGUGCUAGCUGUGUUAUGUUUUGCUAGCUGUGUUGUGCUAGCAGUGUUGUGUUGUGCUAGCUGUGCUGUGUUAUGUUGUGCUAGCUGUGUUAUGUUGUGCUAACUGUGUUAUGUUGUGCUAGCUGUGUUGUGUUGUGUUAGCUAUGCUGUGUUGUGUUGUGCUAGCUGUGUUGUACUAGCUGUGUUGUGCUAGCUGUGUUGUGUUGUGUUUUGUGCUAGCUGUGUUGUGCUAGCUAUGUUAUGUUGUGCUACCUGUGUUGUGUUAUGUUGUGCUAGCUGUGUUGUGCUGUGUUGUGCUAGCUGUGUUGUGCUAGCUCUGUUGUGUUGUGCUUGCUAUGUUGUGUUGUGUUGUACUGGAUGUGUUGUGCUGGCUGUGUUGUGCUAGCUGUGUUGUGCUGUGUUAGCUGUGUUGUGCUGUGUUGUGCUAGCUGUGCUGUGUUGUGCUAGCUGUGUUGUGCUAGCUUUGUUGUGCUAGCUGUGUUGUGCUGUGUUGUGCUAGAUGUGUUGUGUUAUGUUGUGCUAGCUGUGUUGUGCUGUGUUAUGCUAGCUGUGUUGUGUUGAGUUGUGCUAGCUGUGUUAUGUUGUGCUAGAUGUGUUGUGCUGUGUCGUGCUAGCUGUGUUGUGUCAUACUAGCUUUGUUGGGUCGUGCUAGCUGUGUUGUGUUAUGUCAUGCUUGCUGUGUUGUGUUGUGCUAGCUGUGCUGUGCUGUGUUGUGUUGUGCUAGCUGUGUUAUGUUGUGCUAGCUGUGUUAUGUUGUGCUAGCUGUGUUAUGUCGUGCUAGCUGUGUUGUGUCGUGCUAGCUGUGUUGUGUUGUGCUAGCUGUGUUGUGUCGUGCUAUCUGUGUUGUGUCGUGCUAGCUGUGUUGUGUUGUGUUGUGUCGUGCUAGCUGUGUUGUAUCGUGCUAGCUGUGUUAUGUUGUGCUAGCUGUGUUGUGUUGUGCUAGCUGUGCUGUUUUGAGUUGUGCUAGCUGUGUUGUGCUAGCUGUGCUGUGUUGUACUAGCUGUGUUGUGCUAGCUGUGUUGUGUCGUGCUAGCUGUGUUAUGUUGUGCUAGCUGUGUUGUGUUGUGCUAGCUGUGUUGUGUUGUGUUGUGCUAGCUGUGUUGUGCUAUCUGUGUUGUGCUAGCUGUGCUGUGUUGUGCUAGCUGUGUUUUGUUGUGUUGUACUAGCUGUUUUGUGCUGGCUGUGUUGUGCUGUGUUAGCUGUGUUGUGCUGUGUUGUGCUAGCUGUGCUGUGUUGUGCUAGCAGUGUUGUGCUAGCUUUGUUGUGCUAGCUGUGUUGUGCUGUGUUGUACUAGCUGUGUUGUGCUGUGUUGUACUAGCUGUGUUGUGCUAGCUGUGUUGGGUUGUGCUAGCUGUGUUGUGCUAGCUGUGCUGUGCUGUGCUGUGCUAGCUGUGUUGUGCUAGCUGUGUUGUGCUGUGUUGUACUAGCUGUGUUGUGCUAGCUGUGUUGUGUUGAGCUGUGCUAGCUGUGUUGUGUUGUGCUAGCUGUGUUAUGUUUUGCUAGCUAUGCUGUGUUGUGCUAGCUGUGUUAUGUUUUGCUAGCUGUGCUGUGUUAUCUGUGUUAUGUUGUGCUAGUUGUGUUGUGUUGUGCUAGCUGUGUUGUGCUAGCUGUGUUGUACUAGAUGUGUUGUGCCAGCUGUGUUGUGCUGUGUUGUACUAGCUGUGUUGUGCUAGCUGUGUUAUGUUGUGCUAGCUGUGUUGUGCUGUGUUGUGCUAGCUGUGUUGUGCUGUGUUGCUAGCUGUGUUGUGUUGUGUUAUACUAGCUGUGUUGUGCUGGCUGUGUUGUGCUAGCUGUGUUGUGCUGUAUUAGCUGUGUUGUGCUGUGUUGUGCUAGCUGUGUUGUGUUGUGCUAGCUGUGAUGUGUUGUGCUAGCUGUGUUGUGUUGUGCUAGCUGUGUUAUGUUGUGAUAGCUGUGUUGUGUUGUGCUAGCUGUGUUAUGUUGUGAUAGCUGUGUUGUGUUGUGCUAGCUCUGCUGUGCUGUGUUGUGCUAGCUGUGUUAUGUUGUGCUAGCUGUGCUGUGUUGUGUUAUGCUAGCUGUGUUGUGUUGUUCUGUGUUGUGCUAGCUAUGUUAUGUUGUGCUAGCAGUGUUGUGCUAGCUCUGUUGUGCUAGCUAUGUUGUGCUGUGUUGUACAAGCUGUCUUGUGCUGUGUUGUGCUAGCUGUGUUGUGUUGUGCUUGCUGUGUUGUGUUGUGCUAGCUGUGCUGUGUUGUGUUGUGCUAGCUGUGCUAUGUUGUGCUAGCUGUGUUGUGUCGUGCUAGCUGUGUUGUGUUGUGCUAGCUGUAUUGUGUAGUGCUUGCUGUGUUGUGUUGUGCUAGCUGUGUUGUGUCAUGCUAGCUGUGUUGUGUUGUGUUGGUUAUGUUGUGCUUGCUGUGUUGUGUCGUGCUAGCUGUGUUGUGUUGUGUCGUGCUAGCUCUGUUGGGUCGUGCUAGCUGUGUUGUGUUGUGUCGUGCUUGCUGCGUUGUGUAUGUUUGCUGUGUUGUGUCGUGCUAGCUGCUUCUCUCCCAUUGGCUGACAGUCCCAGAUGUGCGUGUGUUGAUAUAAUCAUCUGUGUCGUGGCCCAUUGGGAAGGAAGUGCUUAACCAGCUGUGGAUGCUGACAAUGGAGCCCAUCAUCAUCCCCUUUAAUGACGAUUGAUGAGAUUAAAUGUCUCUUCACAAGGAAGAGAGCACACGCUCACAUGCACACACAACACACACGCACACACAUGCACAGACACACACACAUACACACACGGACGGACACUACAAUGGGUUUGUGUUUUUGUUGUUGUGUGUGUGUGUACAAUAAAUGGGUGUUUGUGGAUGUCCGGGUGCGUAUUUAUGCUCAACAGUGUGUGAUCACUGAACGCAUGUGUGUAAUUGACUUAUUGUGAACACACCGAUCGUCACGUGAUGGAUAGAACAUGUAGUGUGCAGUUGCCAUGGUGAUGGGAGAAUGUGACGUGGCAGCAGGGGCUGUUUUUGUUGUUUCGUGUCUUACAGGAAAUACUUGAGCUUUGUGUUGGGCUGUGUUGUGUUAGGUUAGAGAGAAACUCACAUUCAGGCAGUCUUUCUCCCAUCUCCACAGGUAGAGGCCCUUUUCUCUUACAUCCAGCUGUCUGUGUCAGUUGGCCAAUAACACUGUCCCAGAGUCAACACUGACAAUACAAAACAUGGUGUUUGUGUGUGGGUGUGGGUGUGGGUGUGGGGGUGUGGGUGUGGGUGUGUGUGUGUGUGGUGUGUGUGUGUGUGUGUGUGUGUGUGUGUGUGUGUGUGUGUGUGUGUGUGUUGGCUCAGAGCUCCAGGUUGUUUUUAGCAUGCUUCCACCUAAACCUUCUACUUAUGGCAACCAGCAAUAAAAAUAACCAACCUCACGCAACCUCUGUCUCUCUCCAUUGGCAUGACAACAAGGGUGCUGGGGAUCACAUGUACAGUCACGACCAAAAUUAUUGGCACCCUUGAUAUAGAUGAGUAAAAAAGACUCUAUAAAAUAAAUAAUACAAAUACUGAGCAUGGGAAAAUUAUAUAAUUUUUAACUGAUACAAUUACUCAGAGAAAAAUGUGGUUUCAAUUAUUUUAACCCCUAUCCUUUUGAGAGAAAAAAGUAUUAAUUGUUAAAGAAAAUUGUCUUUGUAUAAAACAAUAUAAUGUAGCACUUUUGACCAUACAAUAUAGCUCAGUAUUUGUAUUAUUUAUAUUAUAGAGUCUUUUUUGCUCAUCUUUAUCAAGGGUGCCAAUCAUUUUGGUCGUCACUGUCUGUAGCUAUGUGGUGAGCUGGAUACAGUGCAUUCAGAAAGUAUUCUGACCCCUUGACCUUUUCCACAUUUUGUUACGUUACAGCCUCGUUCUAAAAUGGAUUAAAUUGUUUUUUCCCCCCUCAUUAAUCUACAUACAAUACACCAUAAUGACAAAGCAAAAACAGGUUGUUAGAUUUUUUUGCAAAAAGAAAAAUACUGAAAUAUCACAUUUACAUAAGUAUUCAGACCCUUUCCUCAGUACUUUGUUGAAGCACCUUUGGCAGCGAUUACAUCCUCAAGUCUGUUUGGGUAUGACGCUACAAGCUUGGCACACCUGUAUUUGGGGAGUUUCUCCCAUUCUUCUCUACAGAUCCUCUCAAGCUCUGUCAGGUUGGAUGGGGAGCGUCACUGCACAACUAUUUUCAGGUCUCUCCAGAGAUGUUCGAUCGGGUUCAAGUCCGGGCUCUGGCUGGGCCACUCAAGGACAUUCAGAGACUUGUCCCGAAGCCACUCCUACGUUGUCUUGACUGUGUGCUUAGGGUGAUUGUCCUGUUGGAAGGUGAACCUUCGUCCCAGUCUGAGGUCCUGAGCACUCUGGAGCAGGUUUUCAUCAAGGUUCUUUCUGUACUUUGCUCCGUUAAUCUUUCCCUCGAUCCUGACUAGUCUCCCAGUCCCUGCCACUGAAAAACAUCCCCACAGCAUGAUGCUGCCAACACCAUGCUUCACCGUAGGGAUGGUGCCAGGUUUCCUCCAGACGUGACACUUGUCAUUCAGGCCAAAGAGUUCAAUCUUGGUUUCAUCAUAUCAGAGAAUAUUGUUUAUCAUGAUCUGAGAGUCCUUUAGGUGCCUUUUGGCAAACUCCAAACUCCUUCAAUGCUGCAGACAUUUUUGGGUACCCUUCCCCAGAUUUGUGCCUCGACAAUUCCUGUCUCGGAGCUCUAUGGACAAUUCCUUUGACCUCAUGGCUUGGUUUUUGCUCUGACAUGCACUGUCAACUAUGGGACCUUAUAUAUACAGGUGUGUGCCUUUCCAAAUAAUGUCCAAUCAAUUUAAUUUACCACAGGUGGACUCCAAUCAAGUUGUAGAAACAUCUCAAGAAUUGUCAAUGGAAACAGGAUGCACCUGAGCUCAAUUUUGAGUCUUAUAGCAAAGGGUCUGAAUACUUAUGUAAAUAAGGUAUUUCUGUUUUUAAUUUUUAAUAAAUUUGCACACAUUUCUAAAAACCUGUUUUCGCUUUGUCAUUAUUGGGUAUUGUGUGUAGAUUGAUGAGAGAAAUCAAUUUUAGAAUAAAGCUGUAACGUAACAAAUUGUGGAAAAAGUCAAGGGGUCUGAAUAUUUUCCAAAUUCUGUAUGUCCUGGCUCAAACCAGGCUCCUGUAGGAGAGCUCUGCUAUGCUCUGCUGGUCGUCUAGAAGGAACCUAGCUCUGUUUAAACUAACUAUCUGUCUGUAGAGCUGCGUGAUUAAUUCAUCUCUCUAUUAAUUCUAACUCUGAUGCCCUGCGAAGAGGAUGUUUCAGACAGAGAGAGAGAGAGAGAGAGAGUCCUUUAGUCCUUAAAAACGGCAACUACACAAUUCUAAUGUUGUGUGUGUGCAUGCAUGUGGCCAUGCAUGUGUAUGCCUGUAUCAGUCUGUGCAUGUGAGUGCAUGUGUCUGGUGUGUGUGCAUGUGUGUGUGUGUGUGCAUGCGUGUAGCUAUGCGUCUGUGUGUGCGUGUGUGCAUGUGUCUGGUGUGUGUCUGUGCUUGUGUGCGUGUGUGUUUGUGGCCUAUAGUUGUGAUUAAUUCACCGGCCAUUGUUCCAGAAAUAGACUGGCAUAGCUAUGCCCUGUAGCCCUGUUCUCUGUCUCGCUGUCUCUGUCUCUCUCUCUCUCUCUCUGUCUCUCUGUCUCUCUCUGUCUCUCUCUCUCUGUCUCCCUCUCUCUGUCUCUCUCUCUUUCUCUCUCUCUUUCUUUCUCAUUCUUCGUUCCCUUGCUCAGAGGAUAAGAGGAGAGAUGCUCUGCUCGUUCAAACCACUUCAGCCGGAUAAAUGCUCUUCAGUCAGCAUGCUCACAACUAGCCAAUACCACUGUGUUAUGUAAACUAGUCUAUGAGAUAGAAAGAGAGGGGGGGGGGGGGGGGUACCUCAUACCUCAUAGCUGUCGGUUGGAAUUGGCUGCUUCAGAACUGCAGUGUGUUUUGAUUGGUCUGUUCCGACUCUGUGCUGACUCACAGAAGAGUGAGAGAUAGAUGGGAGGGGGGAUAAAGUAGGAGUGGGGAGAGGGGGGACUGAGAAAUAGAGAGGGGAGAGAGGGAACAGAGAAAGAGAGAGGGGAGAGGGGGACAGAAAGAGGGGAGAGGGGGACAGAGAGAGGGGAGAGGGGGACAGAGAGAGGAAGAGAGGGGGACAAGACGAGGGGAAGGGGGACACUAAGAGAGGGGGACAGUACGAGUGGAGAGUGGGGACAGAGAAAAGUAUUGGAGAGUGUACCAGUAGCAAUAAUAUGAGAGGUAAGAGAUCGACAAAGGGGUAGGGGGACAUUAUAUUUGUAUAGGUUCUUGCGUAGUUUACAGAUUUGUUAGACUUUUGGACUAGGUAGAGGGGACCAGUGGUGACAGUAGCAAGAAGAGGGGAGAGGGGGUCCAUUUGUACAACAUUUACAUUGCAUUUUAGUCAUUUAGCAGACGCUCUUAUCCAGAGCGACUUACAGUUAGUGAGUGCAUACAUUAUUUUUAUAUUUUUCAUACUGGCCCCCCGUGGGAAACGAACCCACAACCCUGGCGUUGCAAACGCCAUGCUCUACCAACGUCCCUGCCAGCCAUUCCCUCCCCUACCCGCGCCGCCCCAUGGGUCUCCCGGUCACGGCCGGCUACGACAGAGCCUGGAUUCGAACCAGGAUCUCUAGUGGCACAGCUAGCACUGCGAUGCAGUGCCUUAGACCACUGCCCCACUCGGGAGAAAGAUCAAAAUACAACACCUUAACUUGUCUCUCCUUCUCCAUCUCUAUCACUCUCUCCACUCACUCUUUCCUCAUAACAUCUGGCAAUCUGUCCAUCUCUAUGGCAGUGUGACCAGAACUAGCCAAUACCAAUCUGUCCAUCUCUAUGGUAGUGUGAUCAGAACUAGCCAAUACCAAUCUGUCCAUCUCUAUGGUAGUGUGAUCAGAACUAGCCAAUACCAAUCUGUCCAUCUCUAUGGCAGUGUGAUCAGAACUAGCCAAUACCAAUCUGUCCAUCUCUAUGGCAGUGUGAUCAGAACUAACCAAUACCAAUCUGUCCAUCACUAUGGCAGUGUGAUCAGACCUUUGCCCUCACGUUCUCCUCGCUCUCUCUCUCUCAUUGCCAAGGUAACCCACAUUGGUGUGCUGGCAUGUGCUCAGUGCCGUUAGUAACCGUGGAGAUGAGAUACUGAAGUGGAUCAUUAGAGAUUAUAUGUUUGUGGGUUUGUGUUGUGUGGCUUUGAAGUGCGAUGAUCAAAUUUAAAUCACAGCUAUAAUAAUAUACUUCUAAUUACACCUGCUCUUUCCAUGACAUAGACUGACCAGGUGAAUCCAGGUGAAAGCUAUGCUCCCUUAUUGAUGUCACCUGUUAAAUCCAUUUCAAUCAGUGUAGAUGAAGGGGAGAAGACAGGUUAAAGAAGGAUGUUUAAGCCUUGAGACAAUUAAGACAUGGAUUGCAACGCUGCUGGGUUUUUCACGCUAAGGAAUACCUGGGAUAGGAUAAAGUAAUCCUUCUACUCACUGGUCAGUGUUCAACUGACAUCUCUCUCUCUCUCUCUCUGCUUCUACCUCUACUCUCCGUCCCUCUCUCCGUCCCUCUCUCCGUCCCUCUUUCCGUCCUUCAGCUGCGUAUAGGUAUCCAUACAGGCUCAGUGUUGGCGGGGGUGGUCGGGGUGAGGAUGCCCAGGUACUGUCUGUUCGGCAACAACGUCACACUGGCCAGCAAGUUUGAGUCUGGGAGCCACCCUCGAUGCAUCAACAUCAGCCCAACCACAUACCAGUGAGUACACCUGUUUGUGUGGUGUUGUGGUGUGUGUGUGUGUGUGUGUGGUGGUGUGUGUGGUGUGGUGGGUGUGGGUGUGGGGGGUCAGAAUGAAUGGCAAUAUAGCAGCUUUCAGUCUCUAAGGACAUUUGAGUAAGAAACAGUCACGUCCAGUCAACUGCAUUUGUGAUACGUCAUAAACACACGCCCGCAAGCACACAGGCAAGCACAGACACACGUGCACGCACACACACACAGUGACUUUGAUGUUGAGUCAAAUGCUGCCUGUGGAGGCACUUUGAGCCGAGAGCUUAGUGUUCUCUCUCUCUCUCUCUCUCUCUCUCUCUCUCUCUCUCUCUCUCUCUCUCUCUCUCUCUCUCUCUCUCUCUGGUGUCCCUUCUGUGAGUCAGUGAGCCAAAGCGUUGCCUUGGAAACAUCUCUAUUUUUGCAGUCAAGGACAUUCUCUCCUCAGAAUCACAAAUUAUUCGCACGACACAAAGAGGGCUAAUUGUUGCAGAUUUAAACCAACCUGGUGAGUGUGUGUGUGUGUGUGUGUAAGGUGAUUAAUAAAUCCAGUGUAUGUUCUGCCUCCUCUGCUAAUAUCUCUGUGGACUCAGCAUAUGUACACACUGUGCGAUUGCUUGCUUGUGUGUGUGUGCAUCAGUGUGUGUGUGUACAUACCCCCCUUCAGCAGAAACACACACCUUUAGCUUGUGAAUAAUGCCUGGGUUUGUAAUUGGCCUUAUCUCAUUCUGAACAAGGCUGCAUCACUCCCUGGAGAGUCACUGCUGUUUGGAGAAAUAGCCAAAUACCACUCUGCAGACAAAUAUAACACACAUCAUGUGUUUUUAAAUCUCUCUUUCUUUCCCUCUCUCCAGGCUGCUGAAAGACGAUUGCUCCUUCUCUUUCGUCCCUCGUUCCCGGUUGGAGCUUCCUGAUAAUUUUCCGAAGGAGAUCCCGGGAACAUGCUACUUCCUGGAGGGAGGGACUUCCCAUAGCCACGCCUCCCUGACCAGCUCUCGCUCCGCCCCUCCAGCUCCCCUGAGAAAAGUGUCCUACAGCAUCGGCACCAUGUUCCUGCGAGAGACCAGCCUAUAGGCUCCUAAAACACAUACACACACACACUGCAUCAACAUACACACACAACUCUAACCCUACAGCCCUAAACCUACCCCAUGUUUAAAUGGGAGACAAGCUUAUAUGGAUGACAAUACCCUCCUACCCCAAACCAGGACCCAGUCCUCUUAACAACCCCCCUCGCUUUGCCAUCUAGAAACUGACACUCCUCGCUGCACCAACUACAACCUGUUGUUACCAAGGGCAACCACUCUUUACCCUUCAACCCCACCAUGAACCAGACUUUGAAGGUUGAGAGAAGAGGUGGAGGAGGAGGAGUAAAAAUAACAAAAUCAACAGAGACAAUAAUAGAAUCAUCUAGCGACUUCAAAACUAAACUAAAGCCUUCUGCUUGUAGAACACAGCGUACUGUAACCAUGGAUACCACGGCUGGCUGUCAGUCUGGGCAUGGCAGGUACUGUGUUAUUAUCAACAGCGCUCACAACUCAGUGCCUUCUUCACUAGAACACUACAGACAUACACUCUCAAACCCCCAACAUGGGAGCUGGCUGAACACGCGGGGAAAUGGAACGAGGUCUGCAGCUCUGAUGCUUCCCACAGUGAUGUGUGUGUGACUCUCCCAAAUCAAUCACUGUGGGAAGCCUAUGUUGUUUUGGUCCAGCUAGCACCUGAACCACUGAGAUGUUUGUACAUUUUCUCAUUCAGUUAGCUGAAUGCAUCCACCUCCCAGCCCAUCUGUCAACACUAAACCAUGGACAUGAGAAAGCAGCACGUAAAUGCAUCCAUCCAUCCAUCCAUCCCCCCCCCCCUCCAUCCACCAACUCUACUAACCA